Syzygium oleosum is the source of this 1575-nucleotide messenger RNA. RefSeq names its product flap endonuclease 1. The record is from RefSeq and is a predicted model, not a curated record. Gene Ontology annotation, molecular function: 5'-flap endonuclease activity; 5'-3' exonuclease activity; DNA binding. The transcript is spliced from 18 exons. The coding region runs from base 209 to 1354 and encodes 381 amino acids. NCBI's taxonomy places the organism in Eukaryota, Viridiplantae, Streptophyta, Magnoliopsida, Myrtales, Myrtaceae.
CCACGUCCCACGCCGAGCUCACACGCGCGAGCACCGCCCGCACACGGCGGCGCACCGGGCGGGAAUCGGAGCGGAGCGUGUCCAUCUCGAGUCUCCUCCUCCUCCUCCUCCCUCUUUCUCAGUUCCUCUCCUUCACCCCCUCAACUCAGCACAGCUCUUGAGAAGAGUUUCUUCGUGGGGGCAUUUUCCAUCCGUCUUCGUCCUCGAGAUGGGUAUAAAGGGUUUAACGAAGCUGCUCGCUGACAACGCUCCCAAGGCCAUGAAGGAGCAGAAGUUCGAGAGCUACUUCGGCCGCAAGAUCGCCAUCGAUGCCAGCAUGAGCAUCUACCAGUUCCUUAUUGUUGUGGGUCGGAGUGGUACCGAGAUGCUCACGAAUGAGGCUGGCGAGGUCACGAGCCACUUGCAAGGCAUGUUCAAUCGGACAAUUAGGCUCUUGGAAGCUGGAAUAAAGCCAGUCUAUGUUUUCGAUGGGAAACCUCCAGACCUGAAGAAGCAAGAGCUUGCAAAACGCUAUUCAAAGAGGGCAGAUGCCACAGAGGACUUGGAAGAAAUCAAGGAGAUUGGAAGUAAAGAAGACAUUGAGAAAUUCAGUAAGCGAACAGUGAAGGUUACAAAGCAGCACAAUGAAGAUUGCAAAAGACUCUUAAGACUCAUGGGAGUCCCUGUUAUUGAGGCUCCGUCUGAAGCGGAGGCUGAGUGUGCGGCGCUUUGCAAAUCAGGAAAGGUGUAUGCUGUGGCUUCUGAAGACAUGGACUCCCUCACCUUUGGAGCUCCAAGAUUUCUCCGUCACUUGAUGGAUCCCAGUUCAAGAAAAAUUCCAGUCAUGGAAUUUGAAGUUGCAAAGAUUUUGGAGGAGCUAAAUCUGAACAUGGAUCAAUUCAUUGAUGUGUGCAUCCUAUCUGGAUGUGAUUAUUGUGAGAGUAUUCGAGGCAUUGGGGGUCAGACUGCUUUGAAGCUCAUCCGUCAACAUGGCUCAAUAGAAAAUAUACUGGAGAACAUAAACAAAGAAAAGUAUCAAAUACCAGAUGACUGGCCAUAUAAAGAAGCACGGAAACUUUUUAAAGAGCCCUUGGUGUUUGUGGAAAAUGAGGAACCUGAACUCAAGUGGAAUGCUCCUGAUGACGAGGGGCUAAUUUCUUUUUUGGUAAACGAGAAUGGAUUCAACAGCGACAGGGUAACAAAGGCCACAGAGAAGAUUAAGGCUGCCAAGAACAAGUCAUCACAAGGACGUUUAGAAUCCUUUUUCAAGCCAGUUGUCAACAUAUCUGCACCAAUUAAAAGGAAGGAAAUGCCUGAGGCUCUAAAAGAAAGUGCCAAAAAGACUAAGGCUGCUGGUGGUAAGAAGAGGAAAUAGACAGCUCAGCGUACCCACUUUUGCAGACUAACCAACUAACUAACAAGUUUGCUUGAGGAUGUUGUUCAAUGCUCUAGUUUGGCGUGCCUUUCCGUGCUAUGCAAGAACCACAAGUAUGUAACGUUUUAGGUGGAAGUGGGUUUUUGCAUCCUGCAAAAUUUAAUCUGCCAAAUCUAUGUACACUAUGUCUUGUUUCAGUGAGAAAUCUCGUUCCUAAAGUU